AUGCCCUCCUACCCGCCACGCGCUUCACAGCAGCGGCUGCCCCCCGCGUCGUAUACGUUUGCUCAUGACGAUGUAAAUGCCUUCCGCCUGCGCCCGGUGUCCUAUGCGAACACGACGGCCGUCCCGCCGAGCGCGGCAGCGACGUCCAUAUCGUCACUGCCUCAUCUACAAAUAUCGACCAGAGAUAAAGCUACGGCGACGACAACAACACGCAGUCUCGCUAAGGCUGGGCCGGAGCACCACAGUCGAAGGGCAGCUCAACCCACUACCGCCGCAGCGUCAAUAAGCGGCAUUGAAGCAAUACGCGUGCCAUCUGUAGCAGCCCCGCGCGUCUACGCAGCCCUCGUCCCUGCUCGUGUCCAGCCCAACAGGAACAACAACAGCGGUAAUGGCGAUGCAAGCCAGCAGACAGCAAAACUGUCUUCGCCGCCUGGUGCUGAGGCCAGCGCUACUGGCGGCGUGUAUUUAUCGCUCCAUGACGCCCUCGUGAACUUGCCAGUGGCAGCCACGGAGUGCAUUGUGGCACCAGACCUGAGCCCCACCGAGACACGGCAGAUGGCGCUGUGGAUGCGCAGUACGCCAAGCUUCACCUCCUCCACAGAAUCGGCUUAUGCCGCGAAGGCAUCCUUCAAUCACCCGCUGCACCGGUGGUGGCAUGAGCGACAGACAAUACGACUCCACCACCGCCAUGUGGCAGCCCUCGACGAGGAGCUGAGUCCGGUUCUCGAGCAAGCGGUACGAGGAUUACUGACGGCGGAAGAGCACCACUGGCAGCUGGAGAUUCAGCGCCAGCAACAGCAAACGAGUCGGGUGCCCCCGACACCGUCGGCGGAAUCCCCAGUGCCACUUCACAAGAUGGCGGCGCUACUGCAGGCGCUGCAGGUGGUCCUUCAUCAGACAAGCACCUCUUUCAUAGAGGCCCAGGACAGCAAGGCCACCGCCGCAGUCGCCACCGUGAAGGACACGCUCGGUGGAGACCACGACGCAGGACGGCAUACCGCUCUCGCAAACACUUCAAGCCGCUCCACGGAGGAAGCGGAUGAAGUAGAGGCCCAGCAGGCACUGUCGGAGGCGCAGCGUCACGAGGUGCUGCAGGCCGCCCUCAACACGGAGCGCGCACUGGCGGAGGAAGUGAAGCGACAAGUGCCAACGGACUUGCCAACCAGGGCUGGCGUCUCCGUCGUCACUCUCCCCUGCGACAGCCCCGUCCCUGCCUCUAUUCUGCGACUGGAGGCAGCAGUCAGUGUCGCGCUGCUCUCCAGCAUGAUUGAGAAGGCGGAGGCAUGCGUGCCAGGCAUGGAAUUCGCCGGUCACCUCUUCCGACAGUACAUCCUCCCUCACAUGUACACUGAUUACGCUGGGUGGGCAGCUGUGCGGCCGCGACUGGGGACGCUGAGCGAGCAGGUCACGCACCUUGCCACCCUGCCACUGCGCGUGCAGCAGCAACAGAGUCUGACAGGUGCAGCGGUACAGGCCCAGGCCGACACCAGUUACCUUGAGGGCGUCGUGAAGUCGUGGACAAUGCGUGCUUGGGUACACCAAGUCAUACAGCAGCGCCAGUCCCUCGCUAGGCAAGUCGCAACGGAGCGCGUCGUCGCCCGACUGCGGGGACGCGUUCGUUUGCAGUCGGUGUUCAGCGCGUGGCGGCAAGAGGUGCAGCGCAGGCAGCAGCGUGUGCGUGAAGCACGCAUGGAGGCGGCGUACAUCAAUUUUCUCAACGAGUCGAGGCUCUCAGCGCAGCAGGACAGCCAAGCACACCUGGGCAAUGCAGCGACAGUGGCAACGGCUCUACUCAUAUGUAGUCCCCAACCCUCAGCUCCACCCGUUGCUGCCAUGCAGUCUCGUGGUCAGCAGCAGGAGAGCGGGCAAGGGGUGCAGGAACCUACGGCUGGCAGCCGUGAAGGAUCUUCAACAACGGGCGUCCUUGUCAGUGCCGCGUCCACGGUGGUGGACACCCGUGUAGGAUGGGCGCAGGCGUCCCUGCCGCUUCCUCUCGGUCGCCCUCGCCACGACAGCCACGCCGCAAAGCGGAAGGGUGCGGGCCACAGUCGUGUUUGUCUCUCAUUUAUGCGGCAGAAGGCCGGCGGUCAGGAGUCGGCACGGCAGCCCCCGCAGCAGGGAGUAGGGGCGGCUGGCGCUGGCGACUCGCAUGGCAGCAGCGCCCCCGCAGACAAGGACUCCGUUUCGAGAGAGAAGGAAAGCGGGGGAGGUGGCGUGAUGGAGAAGUACAUUGUGCGCGACGCCAGCAGCGAAGACCAGGAUGAGGGCAGUAGUGAGGAGAACGACGCCAUCGAUGGCGCCGGCACGCUGACACAGCUCGUCUACCUUGAGUCUCGCGCAGACGAAACCCACGAGGACAACAGGUCGUACCACGCGCGCUCUACAGCGCCAUACAUGUACGCCACGUCUGGCAUCAACACAUCCUUGGCGGAGACUACUGCUAGCCGAGACGACGACAGCGCGGACGUCCCGGAGCACCCUCUCUUCCAGGCGAUGCUAGCGAAGCUGCGCGAAAUGGAUCAGGCCAACUUGUAUCUCCGCACAGAGCUGACCGUGCAAUCACGACGACUGCGCAAGAUCGAAGCUGCAAACAGUGGCCUGCGUCAGCGGAAUGGGCAGCUGGAGGAAGGAACGCUGCAGCUGCUGCGCGACAAGCUGGAGGCACUCAAUACCACACAAGAGCAACUCAUGACAAUCACGCAGAAGAACCGUCGGUUACAGCACUUGCAAUCUCGCCUGCGCGCCCACCGGCACCGCCCUUGGCAAAGCACCGUACUGCGCGUUGUCGGAGACAUGUGCGAGGUAUCGACAGCAGCAGCGGAAGAUGCCGACGAGGCGCGCGUGCAGGCGGAUCGCUACGGCACAGGGGACAGCUUCAAUGACGACGACAAGUGCGGCGAGGACGAGCGCAGAAACGCUUCGUCUCAGGCCACCAAGUCCGGCAUGGCAGCUGAGGCGACGGUGGAUGGACAAAGGGCGGCAGCCACUAUGCCAAGGACACCUCACCUCAUGAGCAGCCACGCUUCUUCGCCAGGCAGUGAAAGAGAUGAGGAGCGGCUGUUCAGCCGCAUCGCCCCGACUGUGCUGCGCUCCACUUGUCAGCUCCCUGACGCCCUCAUCAUCCUCGCAGACUGGGCCAACAGCUGCCUCGACGACUUGCAGUGCCUCGACGACAUGAAGGAUGGCCCUCUUGCCGAGCGCUUCAGCAGCUUCAGCGAGGAGGCCCGGAGCGGGGUACUGCUCAGUCGGCUUCUCUACUACCUCGCCCUUCCGCGGUACCGCACCACGACGUCGGCUGCCGAGGUGAAACCUGGCAUCACCAGCCAGUCGGGCAUGGACAACCUUGCCGGAGCCAGGCUGGAUGGCAUCGAUCGCCGGCGUCAGCUGCUGGAGCAACACGGCGUGCAACUCAACCCACCCUUUCCCGUGUAUGCCGAAUGCUUUGGUGACUUGCUGGCCAUGCCACCUGCGGAGUGCAUGUCUCACCUUCUCACCUUCGCGACAGAGCUCAUGACUGGCCAAGACGUCACGGCGCAGCAGCAGGACGAAAUGUGGUGGAUGAACUCUACAAACAGUGAGAACAGCAUUAGUCAGCCCAGUGUUGACGCUCGUCUGAGCACGGCGGAGGCGGGGGGUGCGAGGCGGUCGCUGCGAGCCGCCGCGGCGCCGCCACCUACGCUGUCAGCGCCGUUACCGCUCCACACCGUGGUCGACCCGUACGCUGUCGUGCGCGGUGAGAGGUCAGCUGUCAUCACACUCAUUUCUCUUCUGUACGUCCGCUUUGCACAUCCCUUCCACCAUAAGAGUCGUCAGAACGCGAAGCGAGAGCGAAGUGCGCUGCUGCACCUCUGGAGUGGCGGUCAAGCGACGCCGGCCGAGCUCAACGGCACCACCACCGACAGUCUCCGAGAUGCCACACGAGGGGGCGAGAACCCGGCAGAGGUGGGGGCGACGCUUGCACUGGUACAGCCGACUGGCUACUCGAUCGAAGCCGACAUGCUGCGUCAGCUGCCGACAGAGGACAAGACGCCGUGGCAGCUCUUCCGUGAGCGUUGCCUUCCCGUCUUCGGCACACAGGCACACCCCUUUCUGCUCCGAGGCGGCUUCUGGCCAAGUGAUGCAUUCGAGAGCCCUGAGCUAGCCGCGAUGCUGAGCAACCUCGCCAUGGCGCUGCGCCGCUCGCUGGAGCUGCACCGCUGGCACGUUACGCUCAGCUGCCUAGUGCCAGUGCGCACAUACGGCGGGCUGAGCCGUGGAGUCUUCACCGGGCCGUGCGCGUCAGCCCCGGCGCUGCUGCUGGGGCUCCGUCAGGAUGGCAAGGAAAUCCUCUCCAUCAAGCACCCGCUCAUCCGUCAAUGCGUGGAGCAGCGACAGAAGGCCUACCUGGACGCGCUGGCGAGCGAGACCCUCGUCGCCUCUCUCACCUCCAUGGAUGAUGGAACAGCCAAACUGCAGACGCACCAAGGGCAGCUGAUCGACGCCACCACCGAGACAGAGUCUCUGACGGAUGCCAUCACUGGUGUUUGGCAGAACGAUCUUCUCUCGCUCUUCGUGCAGCGCGCAACCCUCUCCGCCCAUCUCGCACUUCCGGUUCUCGACCUCGGCAGCUGGCGCAUGCUGUGUAGUGAUCUCGGUCUGAUCAGCAUGGCUAGCUCAGAGAGGGAGGACUUCGCCGUGCACGAUACUGCGAAGCUCAGGAGACACAAAUCGGGUCAGUCACCGAUGCCGAUGCAGUCCCUGAGGACACGCGACCCAGGGCCUCAGCUGCAGGCAGUGGACAUGGAGGUGGUGACAGAGCUCUUUCAACGCGCCGUCAUGGCGGUGUCGUUUGCCCGUGGUGAAGUGGACCCAGCAGUACUGCAGCCGGCACGGGCUGCCGGAGAUGCGUCGCCGAAGAUGGCGCCAGGGGCUGCAGAGGAACACGGCGAGGGUGACGGAAGGCCGCGUCGAUCGCCGCAGCCAUCGGUGCAGCAGCACGCGCUACCCGACAUACAGAUGGACAUGACGUACGCGUCGUUUGUGAUCGCACUGGUGCUGCUGGCGCAUCGUCUGUACCCGUCCUUCACUCCUGCCACUCUAGAAAGCAUAGUAGCGCUACCAGCAUCCUCAACAGCGACCUUUGUCGGCAGCAAGGAGUGCAGCGCCUUCGCAAGUAGCGACGACGGGCUGCUCGGGUGGCCAGCCUCUCUCACCCAGGGCGGCGACGAAACGAACCCCAGCCACCAUAUUUUUAGCAGCAAACCAACCUACUGCUCCCUUAUGAAGGCUUUGGGACGGAUGAUGCAAGACUUUGUGCUACCGAGCUCCGCUGCUCACUUGCAGGCUGCCGAUCCUCGUUUUAUUCUCCACCAGCUCACGCGCGGCGUCAAGACACAGGCAGUACUGCAGAAUAGCGCCCCGGCGCUGCUUCUUGUGUACCAGGCGUAUAGCAAGGAGGUUUUGGGGGAGCCAGGGAUGGUGCGCAAGGAUGUGCUUCGGCUGCUGCGCGAUGCGAUGCUCACCAGCACCGAGCUCUCACAAUAUCUCAUCUACGAGCUCUUUUCCAAGUGCUCGGUGCUGCGCCAGGCGAACGAGGAGGUGGCCAUAACCAACCGCAAGGAGGCCGAUCGACUGGCGCGCCUCAGCGGCGGUCUCGACAACCUCCCGUCAUCGUCACGACGGCCACUCUACCGUGCGGUGCGCAUCGUCGAUCCAGGCACCGCCACCGACUCCGCAGAUGCGCCUGCAACGCAGCGGAGACGCACGCAGGUUCUCACCUUCGAGGGCUUCUGCGAUUUACUGUGCGUCCUGUGCGGCUUUAAGCAGCCAAACGUGUUUGACCCAUUCGAGGAGCGCCUGCGCUCUUUCCUGCACCACUCGCUGCUGCGGCCGCUGAUGCACAUGGUGCCUAGUCUGGGGCCAUUGCUGUCAUACUCGCAGUUAAGUGGAGCGUCGAACAACGCUUCGGUUGUUCCUGGUGCAGCAGGGACUGGUAAUCUCGUCAGCGACGGCAUCUCCAGAAGCCCAGGCGGCAAGGGCAGUAGUGGUGCAAGUGGCGCUCGCGCCUCGUCCUCACAGCGGCGGAGGGCGUGA
Leishmania braziliensis MHOM/BR/75/M2904 is the source of this 6072-nucleotide messenger RNA. RefSeq lists its product as hypothetical. The record is from RefSeq and is a predicted model, not a curated record. Bases 1 to 6072 code for a protein of 2023 amino acids. The transcript has a single exon. NCBI's taxonomy places the organism in Eukaryota, Euglenozoa, Kinetoplastea, Trypanosomatida, Trypanosomatidae.